AUGCUGCGGUUGGUGGCAGCCUGCCCUGCAUCAUGUUCAGUGUGCACCAAAGAUGUAACCCUCUGUCACCAGCUAUCCUAUAUAGUAGCAGCCCCUGUGACCACGCGAGUUUUGAUCAUCACGGACGGGUCCCUCUCCUCUAUAGGGAGCACAAACCUGUCUCUCCUGUUUAAUCUGGCCCUGCUGUCCCUGAGCAGGAACGGCAUUGAGGAUGUCCGGGAAGACGCCCUGCACGGCCUGUCCAGGCUGCGGACGCUGCUGCUGCAGCACAACCGCAUCUCCAGCUCUUCGCUCACCGACCGCACGUUCAGCAGGCUGGGCGGCCUGCGGGUGCUCGUGCUCAGCAACAACGCCCUCCGCACGCUGCGCGGGUCCUGGUUCAGACACACCCUGGGCCUGACGCGGCUCCAGCUGGAUGGGAACCAGAUCACUGACCUGACAGACAGUUCCUUUGGAGGCACACAUCUCCACAGCCUCAGGCAUUUGGAUUUAUCGAACAACUUUAUUUCCUACGUGGGGAAGGAGGCCUUCCGACCCCUGCCCCAACUGCAGGAAGUGGACCUCUCCCGAAACAGGUUGGCCCACAUGCCCGAUGUGUUCACUCCACUGAAGCACUUAAUCCUUCUGAGCUUAGAUAAGAACCAGUGGAGCUGCACUUGCGAUCUCCACCCUCUCGCCCGGUUUUUAAGAAACUACGUUAAGUCUUCUGCUCGCAAGCUCAAGAAUGCCAAGGACCUAAAUUGUCAGCCGUCCACCAGGGUGCCGGCCGGGGCCGAGAGUGUGCUGAGGCUGCCUGACACCAGCUGUGACUCCAAGGCUUCCAACCUCACUCUGGUCCUAAAAGACAGAAGUCCCCUCCUCCCGGGGCAGGAUGUGGCCCUGCUGACUCUCCUUGGCUUUGCAGGAGCUGUUGGCCUCACUUGCCUAGGUUUAGUUGUAUUUAACUGGAAACUCCAACAAGGCAGAGCAAAUGAACAUACAUCAGAAAACCUUUGUUGCAGAACCUUUGGUGAAUCCCUGUGUGCUCAUGAGGCAAGAAAUUACCACGCUAAGGGAUACUGUAACUGCCACUUAACUCAGGAAAACGAGAUAAAGGUCAUGUCCAUUGUGGGGUCCAGAAAGGAAAUGCCACUGUUCCAGGGAAACAGCCAUCAAGCGGCGCUGACCUCGGAGUCCACAGCCCUUGACGGACCAUUUAGAAACCUGAAAGGGAAGGCUCAGGAGGCAGGCAGCGCUUUCGUCUGCCUUGGGGGCCGAUUGCUGCGGUCGGGAUGUUCAGAGCCUCCUGGGAACAUGGCAGCUUUUAAUGAAGCAGGCUUACUUGCAAGAUAUUGUCCAAAGAGAGCUGAAAAUCUAAGGAAUCUUGAGCCUGGGGAAGUCCAAGCUCAGACUCUGCCACAGCUUGCAACCAGAACAAUAGAUAUCAGCAGUGACACAUUUAGUAGAAGAUAUGCAACACCCGCUUCAGCCUUGGCAAGAGAGAGUCUUGAAAAGCCUUUAGCAAAUGGAUCAUGGCAGCCUCCAAUAGGAAAAGAAGACAAUGGCUUACAACCUCGCAGGCAGCGACGUUAUAUUACAAGCUCAUCAUCCGAGCCUCGUAAGCCUGAGGAACACUACCUACAAAAGGUCUUACAAAAACAUAGCUCAAAAUAUGUUGGUCCUUGUGAACUGUUGAAACAGAGCAGGCCUAGGUAUUUUCAGCCCAAUAAUUCUCUUAUCUGUAAAUAUGUGCUUUAUGACCAAUUUAAUGAUUAUGCGAAAGAAAAGAAGCCAAGUCGAGAACAUUCAAAGUCCGAGAAAGAGCAAACCCAAAUUUAUAGAGCAAUAGAACAAUUUCUUACGGAUGAGGACAACAUGGAGUUACCAGGGUUAUCAACAAAUACCAAGAAACCAUAUUUCCCUAAGAGUGUUAGCUUCCAUGAUUCUGGUUUAGUUGAAAAAAAUAGGUUGGUGAUGUCAUCCAAAACAUCAACCCAUUCGAAACAGCAGAAAAAUCAAAGUAACCACCUGACCACCUGGGAUCUCAAAAAAUGGAGCAGUCCUGGAGAGAGAAGCAAAGGCGGAAAACGGCCUACUGACACACAGCUUCUGAAAAAAAAGGGAACCAAUCAAUCUGUCCCCAGAGGGAAAAUCAAAAAGAAAAAUUUAAGGAUAAAAUUAAAUUUACACCCCUUUAGAAAAGUCAGAGUUUAUCCAGAAAAAUCCUUGUCAGAACUUCCAAAGAAAUGCAAACAAGUAUUGUCACCUCCUAAUAAAUUAUCCAAAGCUUCUGAGAAAGGAGCCAAAAUAAACCUUCUGUCAUCUGCAGAUUUCCCCCGAAAGCCAGAGACUAACAACUAUGUUGCAAUCAUUUCAAAGACGCUGCCUCUCAAACAGGCCCCGGAUCAGACCCCAUGCUACAAAAAACACACUAAGAAGUCUCCUCUGCUCAAUGCUAACAACUUAUCUUUGGCCAGCCAGAGCUCUGUGGGAGGCGGCUGUCACCUUCCUGGUCACAUUCCUGAUGGAAGCCCAGCAAUGUCGCCGGGGCUCACUCCCAAUGCAGCUGAACACGGGCUCACACACACUCAGUUCUCAGCGGAGCAAAAGGAAAGUGUAACUCACUUCACACUGGCAGCUUCCAGGUAUUUACCAGCUUCCUGGGAAAAUACAGGAAGUGACAUGUUGGCAUUUUGCCCUUUUAGGGGGGCUGCUGACCAAGGGGCAGUAGAGCCCACUGAACACACAGAACGGGACAAUUCUACAUCCAAGGAGCCAGACCAGUUUUCUUCUUCCUUGGAAAACCAGACACAAAUCGUCGGUGACCAUACGACUGAGACCUACAAGGAACACACUGUGGAUCAAAAUCAAAUGUUACCACGUGGAGUGUACCACUCAAGUAAUGAACAACCUGGAAAUGAAGACAAAACAAUGACCAAACCUAAAAUGUCACAUCAGAUUAUGGAACAUUGUACUAUGGAGGAGGGAAAUGAUGUAGAAACAUAUGAUUCCUCUCUCAGUCCCCGAACACAAUCCAAGGACAACUUAACGUUUACGAAGACAGAUUCUAUUCUGCACCAAAAUAGAAAAGAACUUCCCAAGGAUAUCGGUACUUCUAUUAGUACUCAGGACAGUUGGCAUCUAACCAACAGUAGCAAAAAAAAACCUGACUGCACAGAGGCAUUGCCCAGAGAUGCUGGCACUGAAGCCCCAGAGAUAAAAAUAGUAGGGAAAGAGGAGGAAGAAAUGUCUGAUAAAAGCAAGGCAGAUUCUAGUAUGGUAAAUCACAUACAACAGAUGACCUGAAAAGGCACCAUAAAAGCAAAGCAGCAAACUGGGGAAAAUGGAAAAAGUAAAACUCUUAUAUCAUAUGGUUCAAGUUCUGUUGAGACGACUACUACAGCUAAGGACUUAAGUAUCAUGAGUUCCCCUGAAACCGAAAAUAGACUACCUCCUAGUGAAACAGAUCUUCAAAUAAACAGUAGCAUGCAUGACUCGAGAGAGGCUCAACAUAUUCAACCAGAUAAAGGCAACAGUGCACUCAGAGCAGGCGCAGCCACAGUGGCGACAGGUGAGGCAGUUCCCCUCUUACCACAGUUAAGAGACUUGAGUUUUGAGGCAGAAAAUGAGGUGCCUCUAAUUCCUAGAAGAAUAAAUGAAGCUGAAAACUCUGUUCUAAAACACACACUAUAUCCACCAUCUGCUGAAUAUGCUAACACAUCACCUUUACAGGCGGAACAAAGUGAACAGAACAACUCAAAUAAUCAUUUUCUACUUUAG
Molossus molossus (Pallas's mastiff bat) is the source of this 3759-nucleotide messenger RNA. RefSeq names its product leucine rich repeat containing 53 (gene LRRC53). NCBI's taxonomy places the organism in Eukaryota, Metazoa, Chordata, Mammalia, Chiroptera, Molossidae. The record is from RefSeq and is a predicted model, not a curated record. Gene Ontology annotation, molecular function: protein binding. Gene Ontology annotation, cellular component: plasma membrane.